This is a messenger RNA of Siniperca chuatsi (mandarin fish), 2122 nucleotides long. It is a transcript of the gene dnajc2, whose product is annotated as DnaJ (Hsp40) homolog, subfamily C, member 2. The transcript has 16 exons. The record is from RefSeq and is a predicted model, not a curated record. The coding region runs from base 158 to 2014 and encodes 618 amino acids. Lineage: Eukaryota; Metazoa; Chordata; Actinopteri; Centrarchiformes; Sinipercidae. Gene Ontology annotation, molecular function: ribosome binding; Hsp70 protein binding. Gene Ontology annotation, biological process: regulation of translational fidelity; 'de novo' cotranslational protein folding. Gene Ontology annotation, cellular component: cytosol.
GGUUAACGGCGUGACAGCAGAGCUCGUUUUCGGAUUGGCACUUGUAAAGGGAGGCCCAUGUGGUGUGUUAAUGAGCGGGCCACAAACUUCAGCACUUUAGAAAGCUUUCACUUGAUAAUUUCGGCACCUGAAUGUUCGUGUAGCCCAUCUUUCUAAGAUGCUGUUAGAAGCGCUGGACGGCGAUGAAACGGUUUUCUUUACAGCGGCUGCCGCCUCUGUGCAGGUCCAGGUGGAGCCUGUGGGUCGAUGGUUCGAGGCCUUUGUGAAGAGGAGGAACAGGAGUGCAUCUUCCUCCUUCCAGGAGCUGGAGGAGGAAGAGGAGUCCUCAGAGGAGUCCGAGGAUGAGGAGUUUCAGCUGGAAGAGUACCCGAUGCUCCGAACACUUGACCCCAAAGACUGGAAGAAUCAAGAUCACUAUGCUGUCCUCGGGCUCACACACUUGAGGUACAAAGCCACACAGAAACAGAUCAAAGCUGCCCACAAAGCGAUUGUGUUGAAGCACCAUCCUGACAAAAGGAAAGCUGCAGGAGAGCAGAUUGUAGAAGGAGACAAUGACUACUUUACCUGUAUAACUAAAGCUAUAGAAAUCCUGUCGGACCCCGUGAAGAGGAGAGCCUUCGACAGUGUAGAUCCUACCUUUGACAACGCUGUGCCUUCAAAGAGCGAAGGCAAAGAAAACUUUUUUGAGGUGUUUGCUCCCGUUUUUGAGAGAAAUGCCAGAUGGUCUUCCAAAAAGCACGUGCCCAAACUCGGAACCAUGGAGUCCUCUUUUGAAGAAGUGGAUAAUUUUUACUCUUUUUGGUACAACUUUGAUUCGUGGAGGGAAUUCUCAUACUUGGAUGAAGAGGAAAAGGAAAAGGCUGAAUGUCGAGAUGAGAGGAGAUGGAUUGAAAAGCAGAAUCGAGCUUCCAGAGCUCAGAGGAAGAAGGAGGAGAUGAACAGAAUACGAACACUAGUUGAUACUGCCUACAGCUGCGACCCUAGAAUAAAGAAAUUCAAAGAAGAAGAAAAAGCCAGGAAGGAGUCUGAGAAGAAGGCUAAAGCUGAUGCCAAGAAGAGAGAGCAGGAGGAGAAGGAGCGAGCCCGGCAGGCGGAGCUGGAGGCGGCUCGUUUGGUGAAGGAGAAGGAGGAAGAGGAAGCCAAGCAGGCAGCCCAGCAGGCCAAGAAAGAGAAAGAGAUCCAGAAGAAGGCCAUCAAGAAGGAGAGGCAGAAACUCAGGACUACCUGCAAGAACUGGAAUUACUUUGCUGACACUGAAGCUGACAGUGUGAAAAUGAUGGAGGAAGUGGAGAAGCUCUGUGAUCGGCUGGAGCUGACAAGUCUGCAGUCCCUGAAUGAAAUCCUGGCCUCAGGCUCAAAAGAGGACAGUAAGGCAGCUGUGGAGAAGCAGGUGCAGGAGGUGAACACCCAGCUGCAGAGGGAGAGGGAGGCUGAGGUCCAGGCGAGGCAGGCGGCUCGCACUGCUGACCAGGCCAGCGGAGGAGGAGGAGCUGGGGGGAAGGGCUGGAAGGAGGAUGACCUCCAGCUGCUCAUCAAAGCUGUCAACCUGUUCCCUGCUGGAACCAAUGCCAGAUGGGAGGUUAUUGCCAACUAUAUGAACUUGCAUUCCACCAGUGGCAUGAAGAGGACAGCCAAAGACGUCAUCAACAAAGCCAAGAAUCUACAACGGCUAGAUCCACUACAGAAAGAUGAGAUCAACAGAAAAGCCUUUGAGAAGUUCAAGAAGGAACACACUUCAGUAGCGCCCUCCAUAGACAACGCUGUGCCCUCAGAGAGAUUUGAUGCCUCUGGUAGCGAUGGUAACGCUGCCGCCUGGACCACAGAGGAGCAGAAACUUCUGGAACAGGCCCUGAAGACCUACCCAGUCAGCACACCUGAGCGGUGGGAGAAGAUUGCUGCUGCCGUCCCAGGACGAAGCAAGAAAGACUGUAUGAAGAGGUACAAGGAACUGGUGGAGAUGGUUAAAGCCAAGAAAGCUGCACAGGAACAAGUGGCACCCAAGAGUAAAAAAUGACAAGAACCACAAAGAAUAGUAUCUGUGUUAUUUUAACAUUAUUGUGUUGGUCUUUAUUUUAUAAUAAAAAUUAAAGGAGGAAAAAGAUACUACAGACAAAGACUUAAA